Molecule: messenger RNA, 1659 nt
Organism: Wallemia mellicola CBS 633.66
Lineage: Eukaryota; Fungi; Basidiomycota; Wallemiomycetes; Wallemiales; Wallemiaceae
Product: malate synthase
Exons: 4
Coding region: 13-1608 (531 amino acids)
Biological process (GO): glyoxylate cycle
Cellular component (GO): cytoplasm; peroxisomal matrix
Molecular function (GO): malate synthase activity
Source: RefSeq, a predicted model, not a curated record
ACUCAUACGACGAUGACUGCAGGCAUUGAAAUAUUGAAUAACGUAGCUCCUCAACAUAAAGCUAUUCUCAGCGACGACGCAUUAGAAUUCGUCGCAAAGAUACAUCGUACUUUUAACAAAACCAGAAAGCACCUCCUUCAAGAACGUCAACAACGUCAGAAGGACCUCGAUGAAGGAAGAAUUCGCUUGAAUUUCCGUCCAGAAACCCAGCACAUCCGUCAGAAUAAAUCUUGGAUCUGUGCACCACCAGCACCUGGUUUGAGAGAUCGUAGAGUUGAGAUUACUGGUCCUACAGAGCGUAAAAUGGUCAUAAAUGCACUUAACUCUGGUUCCAAGACUUUCAUGGCUGAUUUUGAAGACUCAAACUCACCAACCUGGCACAAUAUGGUCGACGGUCAACUCAACCUCCAUGACGCAAUUCGUAGGCAAAUCGAUUUCACCGACGAAAAGUCUGGAAAGUCCUACAAAUUGUCGCCAAAUCCAGCUGUUUUGAUUGUCAGACCUCGCGGGUGGCACCUCGACGAGACUAGAGUUUUAAUCGACGGUGAGCCUGUCUCUGGUGGUUUGUUCGACUUUGCUUUAUACUUCUACCACAACGCAAAGGAGUAUAUUAACAGAGGCUUCGGUCCUUACUUCUAUCUACCAAAAAUGGAAUCGUAUCUUGAAGCUCGUCUCUGGAAUGACGUUUUCAACUUCGCACAAGACAGCCUUGACAUUCCUAGAGGUACUAUAAGAGGUACUGUCCUUAUCGAAACAAUCUUCGCUGUCUUUGAAAUGGAUGAGAUUCUCUACGAGUUAAGAAACCACUCCUCCGGUUUAAACUGUGGUAGAUGGGAUUAUAUUUUCUCUUUCAUUAAAGCCCAACGUGCAAACAAGUCAUCGGUAUUGCCCAACAGAUCAGAUGUUACGAUGUCAGUACCGUUCAUGGAUGCCUACGUCAGAUUACUCAUCCAAACAUGUCAUGGACGUCAAGUUGCUGCAAUGGGUGGUAUGUCGGCUCAAAUUCCAAUCAAGAAUGACACUAAAGCUAAUGAUGCCGCAAUGUCAAAGGUUAAGAAUGAUAAACUAAGAGAAGUUACCGCUGGUCACGAUGGCACUUGGGUUGCUCAUCCAGCUUUAGUCAAAAUCGCAUUGGAUAUCUUCAACGACAAGAUGUUGGGCCCUAACCAAUAUCACAUACGCCGCGAAGAAGUUCAAGUGUCAGCUGCUGAUUUAUUAAAUACAAACGUUCCAGGCGAAAUAACCGACGCUGGUGUACAUGAAAACGCAUCAGCUGCCUUAGCUUAUUGCUCAGCUUGGAUCUCAGGUAAUGGUUGCGUACCAAUCAACAAUCUGAUGGAGGAUGCAGCAACUGCCGAAAUUGCUAGAGUCCAACUCUGGUCUUGGGCUAAAUAUUCAGCUAAGACAAAUUCGGGUAAAGUUGUGAGCGCAGCUUUUGUUGAUCAAGUUCUUAAAGAAGAGGGCAAACACAUUAAGGGCGCAAGUGAAACAAAUGUCAACAAAUCAAUUGAAUACCUUUCAAACCAAGUUAACUCCAAAUGGCCAUCUGAUUUCUUAACAUCAGACCUUAUUAGCCUACUCGACUCUGGCCGUAAAUCUGCUCUUUGAUUAUAAUUUAACGAAAUGUAACGAUCAUAUGUAAUAUGUACUUGUGACGAC